AGCGGGUGCGCUAGACGUGUCACUCGUAUCUUGCAGUGUCCGCGCGCGCCUCUCUCUCUCUCUCUCUCACUGUCACUCGCUCUGUCUCGCGCUCACUCUCCCUUCGUCUGCGUGCGUGUGUGUGUGUGCGUGCGUGCCCGUGUUUACGAGAGCGCAGCGCUCCACGUGCGUCCUACAGCGCGGGGCUCGCGCAGCAGCAGCGAUGAGCGGCGGCGCUCCGCCGCGAGACCCCUUCUACGCCUCCCCGUUCGGCCCGUUCUACCGGAGGCACGCGCCGUGCGCCGUCCAGCCCGACUACCGCAUGCACGAGCUCAAUAAACGCCUGCAGUCUCGCACUGAGGACUGUGAUAUUCUAUGGUGGGAUGCGUUCUGCACAGAGUUUUUUGAAGAGGAUGCUACGCUAACCCUGUCGUUCUGCUUGGAAGAAGGACCAAAGACUUACACAAUCGGACGGGCACUCAUCCCUCGCUUUUUCAGCACGCUGUUUGAGGGAGGAGUGUAUGAGUUGUUUUUUGAGUUAAAACACACGAAAGAGUCGUUCAACAACUCCACCAUCACUGUAGACUGCCACCAGUGCACCAUGGUCACACAGCACGGCAAGCCAACUUUCGCCAAGGUCUGCACGGAGGGACGUCUGAUUUUGGUGUUCACCUUUGAUGACCUCAUGAGAAUCAAAACGUGGCAUUUCACAAUCUCGCACUACAGUGAGCUCAUCCCUCGCAGUGUGCUGGCUGUUCACGCACAAGACCCUGGAGCUCUGGAGCAACUGUCCAAAAACAUCAGCAGAGUGGGACUAAGCAAUCUCACACUGAACUACCUCAGAUUGUGUAUGAUCCUGGAGCCAAUGCAGGAGUUGAUGUCGAGGCAUAAAACGUACGGCUUGAGUCCACGGGACUGUCUGAAGACCUGCCUCUUCCACCAGUGGCAGAGAAUGACCACACCACCAGUUGGACCCUCGCCCAGCUUUAAGACAGAAAUAUUCCAAUCAAAUCCCAAAAAAGCAGAACCAGCCAAACCCACAGCGAAGAGAAGAAGAAGGCGGAACUCGGCCGGCAGCGCAUCCGGUAACACCACAGGAAACAGCAAAAAGCGCAGCCCAGCCAACAGCUUCAGCCUGCCCACACAGGAUGUGAUGAUGGUAGGCGAGCCGUCUCUGAUGGGCGGGGACGUGGGGGGCGUGGACGAGCGUUUGAUCACGAGGCUGGAGAACGAACAGUAUGACCCCACCAACGGUCUCCAUGACGAUGAUCUCCACGACUAUGCCAACUCACAGGCGCUCAGCAACGGCAGCCCCUGGAACGGCCAGCCCCCUGGCAACCAGGACAGCCAGCCUGAUACCAUGGCAACCCAGCCGCUGGAGUAACGUGAACUGACAGUGGGUUGCUAUGGAAACGGAGGGAUGGGAGCGCUCAUCUGGGGACGGAGAAAAAGGAGGAGUGUGUGUGUGUGUGUGUGUGUGUAUGCGCACGUUUGCGUAUGCUUGCGUGAAUGAGGACGUGACAUAUGAUGUCAUCCAUACGUAAAACUCUUACAUCAGCUUUCACAGAGACUGAAACCAGUAAUAAAAAAACCCAGUUCCAGCACACAUUCCAUCACUGAACCAGUAAGAGUUCAGAUCUCACUGGCUGCUCUAUAAAUACGCUGCGCUGUUUACUGACUUCACACCGCAAUUUUUACGCUAUCUGGAUGACGUAAUUCUGUUCUGCGAUUUUCGGUUUGGCUUUGUUUUCUGAAGUUGAUGAUAAUGUUCUGUGUGGAUAUGGUAUUGUUUGUUUUUUAUGGGCGUAACUGCAGACUUUACCCCUUUAUUAAUUAAUACUUUAACGUAUGAUGUAUAAUUAUACCUGCAGGUAUUUGUAUUUACCAUUCAGUGUGUAUUUUCUGUAUGCUUUUCAAUUAUUCGCAUCAAUAAACUGUGUUCGGUUAUGAUGACAAGGCCAGCGCUUUCGUUACUCGCGCAAGUUAUUUAAUAUUUAUUGAAUCGUUACUGAAUUCAAUAAAACAUUUUCAGUAAAGUGCAAAACA
Messenger RNA from Astyanax mexicanus (Mexican tetra), 2025 nucleotides. It is a transcript of the gene ldb2b, whose product is annotated as LIM domain binding 2b. The transcript has 9 exons. Gene Ontology annotation, molecular function: LIM domain binding. The record is from RefSeq and is a predicted model, not a curated record. NCBI's taxonomy places the organism in Eukaryota, Metazoa, Chordata, Actinopteri, Characiformes, Acestrorhamphidae. The coding region runs from base 203 to 1363 and encodes 386 amino acids. Gene Ontology annotation, cellular component: transcription regulator complex; nucleus. Gene Ontology annotation, biological process: negative regulation of transcription by RNA polymerase II; nervous system development; positive regulation of transcription by RNA polymerase II.